CAAAAGCCUUCAGGAGGUGUAAAAAAGUUGAUUCAGCAUAUUUGAACCUUCAUCAGCCACACUUGCAGCUCGGAGAUCUGUAAACCAGAUAUGUGUGUGGAUGCUUGUUUGAGGAUUUGAAUGUGAAAACAACAUCGAAGUCUUCAGGAGUUUUUCCUCCAUUGUUUUAGGAGAAUAACUGUAUAGUUUGAGCAGUUUUCUAGCUCCUGUGAGAGCAUAAUUUCAACAAAAUCCUGUAUCUGAAACGCAAACCUAUACUGUCGUUUGAAGAAAUGUAUUGAUAUGGCACAACCUGCUGGUGCUUUAGGGGACGUGCAAUAUAUAAAAAAAGAUGUGCCUGGGUUGGAUUUGUAAGUCCAGUUUUCUAAGUGCAGCUCAUGUGUGCAUGUCAUAGCCUCUAAUUCAAAGUUAUAAAGCGCCGUGGUAGCAAAAUUAAUUGGUUUAAAUGAGUUAUUUUAUGUGAUUUAAAUUAAGUGUAGGCCAUAAUGGUUGGUCAAUAACAACACUUCGUGCAAGAACGGUGCCAGCGUCCUCAUUCGUUGCCGUACUCUCUGAAUUUCUCUGAAGCUCGACACACGCAAAUGUUGACUUUCCAAGUUGUCCUUUGAGAGCACAGUUUCCCUCUAGCGCUCGGGGCGUGUUUUUCCCAGCGCCUCGUCAUGGCGGCGGCACAGAUCCGAGCUCUGGUGUCAGGUCGGUGGCUGGCAGAUUCCGUCAGAAGCGACCUCGUCGGUGCCAAGCUUCGCAUUCUUGACACUUCGUGGUACCUGCCGAAAAUGCAACGGGACCCGAGAGCUGAAUUUGCGCAGAGGCACAUACCGGGCUCCUCGUUUUUUGACAUAGACGAGUGCUGCGACAAGAGCUCUGCGUUUGAUCACAUGCUGCCAACUUUCAGCCACUUCUCCCAGUACGUGGGCGGUCUAGGCAUCGGGAACGACACGCACGUAGUCGUGUAUGACACCAGCGACUUCGGGUCGUUCAGCGCGCCCCGGGUGUGGUGGAUGUUCCGGCUGUUCGGACACAGUUUGGUCUCGGUGCUGGACGGUGGCAUGAAGAACUGGUUGGCCGACGGCUUUCCGGUGACGUCUGACUACUGCGAACCGGAGCGCAGAGAGUUCAAGGCGACUUUGAAUCAGUCGUGGGUGAAGAGCUACGGGGACGUGCUGGAGAACAUCAAAACCGGGCAGGUCCAGGUUGUGGAUGCCAGGUCAGCUGGCAGGUUCAGGGGGAUUGAGCCGGAGCCCAGAGAUGACACGCUGCCGGGCCAUUUCCCCGGUGCAAUCAACAUGCCAUUCACGUCUUUCAUGGACGCCUCUGGAAAGGAGCUGGGAACUGAGGACCUGUCCAGCCUGUUCAGAGAGGCAGGGGUGGACCUGGAGCGACCGCUGUGGGCUACCUGUGGUUCCGGUGUCACAGCAUGUCAUGUCGUUCUGGCUGCUCAUCUGCUCGGCCACCCUGGGGUCUGUGUUUACGACGGCUCCUGGUCUGAAUGGUUUAAGAAGGCAUGUCCAGAGCAUGUCAUCUCAGAGGGAGAUGGACAGAAGGUGUGAACAAACAAAAGUGGAGAGACAGGGGACUACUACAUACAAGGAUGUGAUGUUACUUUUACAAGGGAAAGCUGUGUGUUUUCUGCCAACAAGAGUUACAGAUAAGGGCUGCAAGACUAUCCAAAUAGUCUACAAAUACUGAGGAGGUACUAUAUGCUGUAGAGGGCUUUGCACAGUGAGCUUGUUAUGAAACCUAAUUACUCAUUUAACAGUUGCAAGUUUAAGCAGCUGUCAGAAACCUUUAAUGAAAAUGUCCCCUACAUUAUGCAGAUGAUUAAAAAUUUCAUUACGGGAAGGUAUCAUAAUUUAGAAAAAUGUACAUGUUACUAUCAUGUUACCCUACAGUAACAUGAUAGGUUUUAUGUGUUGAAUGGUCCAAGAUAUGUUUGAUUCACCUCUUGAAAAGAUGUCACUAUUGUUGUACAAUUAUGGGACGAUCUUCCAAGAAAUGUGUUAAGACAGGAGAGGUCUGAUUCUUGAAAAAAGUAUACUUUCAUGAUAGGAGGAUAUCAUGUGGAUAUAUUGUAUUCUUUUACAAAUGUUACAAUAAAUGGAUGGUUGAGGUU
Messenger RNA from Xiphias gladius (swordfish), 2113 nucleotides. It is a transcript of the gene mpst, whose product is annotated as mercaptopyruvate sulfurtransferase. Gene Ontology annotation, cellular component: mitochondrion. The record is from RefSeq and is a predicted model, not a curated record. The coding region runs from base 660 to 1550 and encodes 296 amino acids. Gene Ontology annotation, molecular function: thiosulfate-cyanide sulfurtransferase activity. The transcript is spliced from 2 exons. Gene Ontology annotation, biological process: transsulfuration. NCBI's taxonomy places the organism in Eukaryota, Metazoa, Chordata, Actinopteri, Istiophoriformes, Xiphiidae.